AGCUAUACUGUUGAUUGUCCCAUAUAUUAACGGGCCCAACUUGAAAAAUAUAAGGCCCAUUUAAAGUAUCGUCAAACACUCAUUUCAGUAUCUCUAGUCUUGGUCCAUUCGUAUAAUUUUUCAGUAAAUUAUCUAACCCUCUCGAUCCUCUCUCGCCUGUUGAAAAAGCACGACGCAAGAGCUAAGGAUCAAAAAGGAAGACGAAGAAAGAGAUGGAUCCAGACGCUGUUGCAAAGGCUUUCGUUGAGCACUACUACUCCACCUUCGAUGCAAAUCGUCCAGGGUUGGUUUCUCUAUACCAAGAAGGAUCCAUGUUGACCUUCGAAGGCCAGAAGAUCCAGGGCUCUCAGAACAUCGUCGCUAAGCUCACCGGCCUCCCUUUCCAGCAGUGUAAGCACAACAUCACCACCGUCGAUUGUCAGCCUUCUGGUCCCGCCGGUGGUAUGCUCGUCUUUGUCUCCGGCAAUCUUCAGCUCGCUGGUGAACAACACGCUCUCAAGUUCAGCCAGAUGUUCCAUUUGAUAUCGAAUCAGGGAAACUACUACGUGUUCAAUGACAUAUUCAGGUUGAACUAUGCCUGAGGAAUUUGAUGCCAGAGGUACAUGGAACCAUUAUUGGAAGCUGAAAAGAGAGUGGUGGAAAGUUUGGGACUAUUCAAAAACUGUUUGAGUUGGUUUUAGAUUUGGAACAUUAAGCUUUGUUUCAGGUGGUUUGCUGUCUGUUUUUAUUUUAAUCAAUGGAGCUAUUUGUUACUUUGUUUGAGAUGACUCCUUUUGUUUUCGGGCACUGAACCAUGAUUCAGUAAGGGUAAAACAAAAGAUUUUUUGAAAUACGGUUCUCUUUUGGAACCCUUUUUCAUGUGGAAAAGUUUGAGAAAGCA
Arabidopsis thaliana (thale cress) is the source of this 880-nucleotide messenger RNA. It is a transcript of the gene NTF2A, whose product is annotated as nuclear transport factor 2A. The transcript is spliced from 2 exons. The record is from RefSeq and is marked reviewed. Gene Ontology annotation, cellular component: nuclear envelope; cytoplasm; nucleus. NCBI's taxonomy places the organism in Eukaryota, Viridiplantae, Streptophyta, Magnoliopsida, Brassicales, Brassicaceae. Gene Ontology annotation, molecular function: small GTPase binding. Gene Ontology annotation, biological process: protein import into nucleus; nucleocytoplasmic transport. Bases 213 to 581 code for a protein of 122 amino acids.